AUGGUUUGCCGGAUAGUGCUCCUUCUGCUGUUCUCAGUGAUGGUAGUACCAAACACUGCUUCAUCAGACUGGUGGGACACUCCAUGGCAGCACCACAAUGAACAUUUCGAAUCACACAACGAACUGUUCGACGAACAUCAUGGAUUAAAUGAAUUCCACGGCGGAUACCAUGAACUUGAUCAUGGAUAUCCUCAUCGAUGGGUCAGUUGGGCCUGGGAAUGGUACUAA
Messenger RNA from Gongylonema pulchrum, 228 nucleotides. Lineage: Eukaryota; Metazoa; Nematoda; Chromadorea; Rhabditida; Gongylonematidae. The record is from the annotation of a GenBank genome assembly.